This is a messenger RNA of Laccaria bicolor S238N-H82, 835 nucleotides long. RefSeq lists its product as uncharacterized. Lineage: Eukaryota; Fungi; Basidiomycota; Agaricomycetes; Agaricales; Hydnangiaceae. The coding region runs from base 40 to 774 and encodes 244 amino acids. The transcript is spliced from 7 exons. The record is from RefSeq and is a predicted model, not a curated record.
CCUUCAUCACAGCCGCAUCUCAUCGAUACCCAAGACACAAUGGAUACCUUCUUGAAUCUUGGAAAGCAGGCUUACAGCGCCUACAACGAAUCUCAGCAGUCCGACCUCCACAAGACAGGUGGUCAAGAAUACAACUCUCCCCACCACUCUGGACAGGGUCAUUCCUCGCAAGGUGGAAGGCCUGAUAUCGACCACGAUGAGGCCGUUAGGAAUGCGGAGAGCCACGGCUCUGGAGAUAGUUCUCUUUUCUCUACCGCGCUCAGUCACCUGUCUGACAACAAGAAAGCACAUGAAGAGCCAGUUGAUGAGGACGAUGUUCAAGAGGCUCAUCGUCAGGCUUAUCAAGGAGACGCAAAGGGCCUCAGCGCCGACUCUUUGGGCAGCGCAGCUGCUCUGCAGGUAUUGAAGCAAUUCACAUCCGGGAGUGGAGGAGGUGGGAGCAAGACACAGCUCAUCAGUCUUGCUAUGGCGGAGGCGACGAAGUUGUUUGACAAGUCUGGAGGUGCGGCGUCUGGUAACAAGCAAGAUGCUGUCAACGGGGCUGCUAUGACUGUUAUGAAACUCUUGGUGCAAUCAAAGUUCAGUGGUGCCAUUGGCGGUGGAAAUUCAGGUGGUCUGGGUGGUUUGUUGAGCUUGUUGGUACAAUGUACAGUUGGGAGACACGGUGCCUCAGGACGAGGGGUGGAUGUUGACUCUACUGCCGGAGGGGAGAGAUUAUUUACUGCCAGUCAAUUUGAGGCCUCUGAGGUCGAAUUUGGUUCUCUUCGAGUUUGAGGGAAGGCGGCUGAAGUUUGUUAUCUGAAUAAUGUCGCGAAUCGAGUCUAUUUGAAUCUGA